This is a messenger RNA of Rubroshorea leprosula, 980 nucleotides long. Lineage: Eukaryota; Viridiplantae; Streptophyta; Magnoliopsida; Malvales; Dipterocarpaceae. The record is from the annotation of a GenBank genome assembly.
AGAUGGCAGUUUAAGCUUUGAUUUAAAGUUAAACAACCAGAUAAGCUGCAGUAUUGGUUUACAGUUCAGUUUGAAAUUAAUAUAUUCUUUUCUGUUUCCUUUUUUUGGUAAAUGCAGCAUGUUCUAGAUUGAUCUUGGCAAAUGUAAUGGUCCAAGAACUAGAAAGAAGAUGACACCAAGAUCUGUGGUUUAAUUUCCAUUGCUUUUCCAAAAUUUAUUUCCUCCUGAAAAAUUUUGGGUUGUAAGUAGGAAUCUAUCCAAUGCAAGCUAUGUAUGCGUGUAGCAUAUUUUAGAUUUGUAAUGCUUUUUGUUUAGAAGUGAUUGAAUAUCGCACCAUCCUACUCAAGACAUAUUGGUCUCAAAUAUUACAGGUGGAAUUGGAACAGGGAAUUGAGAUGUUGAACAUUUUCAAAAACUAUGGAAGUCACUCAUCUAUCCUUGAUGAUUUUUCCUUUUAUGAAGAGCGGCAGAAAGCAAUUCAGGAAAGGAAAUCCAGACAGCAAGCAAGCCUAGCAACUAGUCCAGAGGAUGAAACAACUGAACCACACAAUCUUGUUUCUCUACCUAAUGCCAUUGUAAAGAAAAUGAGCAAGAGCUUUGCUGAAGCUGUGUUGUUCAAUGGGGACGCUAAAGAAUAUCCAACUGCAGGAAAGGUCUCCCCACCCUGAUCGCCAGCAAAGCCUGUAGCAGAUAUAAUAUCCAAAAUAAACAUCUUGCUGACAGUAUUAACAUCUGCAUCAAACUAAUGAAAUAGGUAUCAAGUUUCAUAGUCUUAUAUCUGUUCUUUAUUAUGUUAUAUCAUUUAUUUAUUUAUUUUGAUAUUGCUACUCCACAAGUUCGGGAAAACAGUUACAUAUAUUUAGGAGACAGUCUGAAUUUGUUUCAUAGGAUUGACUUUUAUAUUAUAUAUAUACCAAUGAUUUUCUGCUGUAGAUAUUCUAUUUAUGUCUAGUUUAACCCAAUAAAACCAUGACGUUUCA